Molecule: messenger RNA, 675 nt
Organism: Amborella trichopoda
Lineage: Eukaryota; Viridiplantae; Streptophyta; Magnoliopsida; Amborellales; Amborellaceae
Source: RefSeq, a predicted model, not a curated record
AUGGUGACUGGACCCUGUGGUGCCUGCAAGCACCUCCGCCGCAAGUGCGUGAGGGAAUGCGUGUUCGCCCCUUUCUUCCCUGCCGAUAACCCAGACAAAUUUGCCUCCAUUCACACUGUCUUCGGCGCCUCUAACCUCACGAAGAUCCUCAGCGAACUUCCCCGUGUCUGUCGUGGAGAUGCCAUUGUCUCCCUCAUCUAUGAAGCUGAGUCCCUCAUCCGCGAUCCAACCAAGGGGCCCCUGCACCACAUUCAGAGCCUUCAAAUGGGGCUCGAACAGCUCCAAGAAGAUAUCAAAGUCGCCCAACAAGAACUCGCUACCCUAAUUUCUGGUGAAUCUUCCUCUUCUAAUGAUCCACCUAACCCUGCGCCCUCUUUGGCCGAUGGCCGCACUUCCGACCCUCCUAUGAUGCCACCAUCUUCUGUUGCUCCACCUUUGAUGCCCACCGCACCAGUUACAGAUCGAUUUCUGAUGCAGCCGGUUCGUCAGCAGGUGGCAUCUGAUGCCGUACAGUAUGAAUUCUCUUCACCUUCUGCAUUUUUUGAAGCAUCAUGGAAUCGUUUGAUGAGUCUGACUCUCGAAGACGCUCAGAGGAUGGGUGUGCACUACAUUGGAGGGCAGGAUGUGACUCCAGCAACCGGCACCGGGAUGGCCGGAACGUCGUCGUUGUGGUGA